AUGUCUUCCUCAGAGAACCAGAACAGCCCAACGGGCACCAAGCCUAAGAGGCAAAUUCUUUUGAACGCUUUUGAUAUGUUCACAGUCGGCCACCUUUCAUUUGGGCAAUGGCGUAACCCUAAAGAUCGGGCUAAAGAUAAGCGGCGAGACCUCACAUACUGGACUGAUCUAGCGAAGCUUCUUGACCAGGGUGGCUUUGUCGGGCUCUUCCUGGCCGACACUUUUGGGCCAUAUGACACAUACAAAGGAAGUGCAGAGCCAUCAGUGCGUACCGGUGCUCAAUGGCCAAUGGCGGACCCCGUUAUCCCUGUCUCUGCUAUGGCCGCGGUAACAAAGAAUUUGGGUUUCGCAAUCACAACUUCCACGUCAUAUGAGCAAGCCUAUGUUGUUGCAAAGCGCUUCAGCACCCUUGACCAUCUUACUAAAGGUCGAUUUGGCUGGAACAUUGUGACAAGCUGGAAAGAAUCAGCCUCAAAAGCUGUCGGGCUGCCUUUGGUUGAACAUGAUACCCGUUACGAAAAUGCAGAUGAAUACCUAAGGGUGCUAUACAAGCUUUGGGAGGGUUCAUGGUCAGAUACCGCUCUGAAGGAAGAUGCGGAGAACGGCGUGUACUCGGAUUACUCCCAAAUAAGACCAAUCCAUCAUCACGGCAAAUUUCAUGUCGACGCACCCUUUUUAACUGAUCCAUCGCCGCAACGCACUCCAGUCCUGUUUCAAGCUGGAACAUCUCCGGCGGGUAUCAAGUUUGGCUCAACACAUGCUGAGGGCAUCUUCGUGGCCGGUUUAUCCCCACAUGUCGUCGCACCUCGAGUAAAAGCCAUUCGCGAGAGCGCCAUCGCCGCUGGCCGAGACCCAUAUUCAGUCAAAGUCUUCGCCAUGAUCACCCCAAUCAUUGGCAAAGACGAAGAAGAUGCAAAGCGCAAGUAUGAAGAAGCUCUAAAAUAUGUCCUCAUCGAAGGUGGGCUUGCGCAGUUCUCUGCCACCACUGGUAUCGAUGUCUCCAAGUUCGAUCUCGACCACGAGCUCACCGAGAAGGAUGUCGCAAGCCAUCUACAACGCAUUCACUCGUCUUUGUACAAUCUGCGCUACCGCGGCGAUGAUGUUCCCAAGCUUACCCCUCGUAACCUAGGAACAGUCACGGCAAUCGGUGGAAAUGGGGCUAUGCCUGUUGGAACGGCUAGUCAGGUUGCUGAUGUUUUUCAAGAGUGGGUAGAUAUUGCUGAUGUUGAUGGAUUCAACAUUGGCUACGUUAUUACACCGGGAAGCUUUGAAGAUGCUGUUGAGUACCUUGUUCCUGAGCUGCGCCGCAGGGGUUUGUUGCCAGACCCUAUCCCAGAAGAUGCACCUGCACCCACCUUCCGAGAGCAAAUUUAUGGGCUUGGACAAAAAGGCCUAAGGUCAGAUCAUCCCGGGUUCAAGUACAAAUACGACACGUACGAGGAGACUGUUGCACAGGAAGAAGCAGCAAAAGCCGAGAGGGAAAGCCGAAAGUGA
Colletotrichum truncatum is the source of this 1494-nucleotide messenger RNA. NCBI's taxonomy places the organism in Eukaryota, Fungi, Ascomycota, Sordariomycetes, Glomerellales, Glomerellaceae. The record is from RefSeq and is a predicted model, not a curated record.